GUGGUGGAGGGGCGAGGUUAUUAUUUACUCGAGACGAUGUCGUUUUUAGGGGUUCCUUGCUUUAAUAAUGAACAGCCAUUCCUCGAUCAGUCUGCCGAACCAACCCCUAGCCGCUGAUACAAAACAGACUGACAGUGGCUGAGCUCUGAGACCCGCCUCCUCUGUAAGUAAUAAGGCAGCAACUCGCAUUGAUAAAUUAUUCACAAAAGAACCGGGAACAACAGCAAAAGGCAGGUUCGGCUGCGUACAGAAAAUCACCAAUUCAGAAAGGGAGAGCAAGCAAUACACAUCUCUCCAUAUACUAAAGAUUCAUAUGUUUAAGAAAACAUGGAAGUGACAUGAAUUGUGAAAAGAACAUUCUUCCCAGAAGACGCCGUCACCAAAGUUUUCAUCGUCCACAGUGCACGGUUUGCAAGCAGAAUGGAUGGGAUAGCUUCUAUUUACGCUGGAAACCAUUCCAUUCUCUUUAACUUCUCAAAGAGAAAUUUCACCUUUGAUCAUUUUGACCAGUGCUAUUCACCAUCCGCCAUGAUUUUCAUAUUAGCUCUGAUUUACAGUGCUAUCAUCAUCCUUGGGGUUUCUGGCAAUCUACUUCUAAUUGUUAUCAUCAUGAAACAGAAGGAAAUGCACAAUGUCACAAACAUUCUGAUUGUCAACCUGUCAGUCUCCGACCUGCUGAUCAGUAUCAUGUGCUUGCCUUUCACUUUUGUCUAUACGUUCAUGGACCACUGGAUUUUUGGUGAGGCCAUGUGUAAGCUGAACUCGAUGAUCCAGUGCAUCUCCAUCACUGUCUCCAUCUUCUCCUUGGUGCUGAUUGCCGUGGAGCGCCACCAGCUGAUCAUCAACCCCCGUGGUUGGAGACCCAACAACAAGCAUGCCUACCUAAGCAUUGCCAUUAUGUGGGCAGUGGCCAUCCUGACAGCACUGCCUUUCCCACUUUACCAUAUCCUAACAAGUGACCAGAUCCAAUUUGACCCUAAAUACUCAGAGGAAUUUGCUGGAAUCUAUUUGUGUUUUGACCAGUGGCCAUCAGAAAACCAGAGGCUUGCCUAUACCACGUGUCUCCUGAUAUUGCAGUACUUUGCUCCACUCUGCUUUAUAUUCAUCUGCUACUUCAAAAUAUAUAUGCGCCUGAGGAGGAGGAAUACUAUGAUGGAGAAGAUGAGAGAGAAUAAAUACAGGGCAGAUGAGAACAGAAGGAUAAACGUUAUGCUAAUCUCCAUUGUAGUUGCUUUUGCAGUCUGCUGGCUACCUCUCAACAUUUUCAAUGCUGUUUUUGAUUGGAACCAUGAGGCUUUUAAUAAUUGCCAUCAUAAUCUAGUUUUCUCUUUAUGCCAUCUGACAGCAAUGCUCUCAACCUGCACAAACCCCAUUUUUUAUGGAUUCCUCAAUAAGAACUUUCAGAGGGACUUGCGAUCAAUUCUUCAUUACUGUAAAUGCAGCUCCAGAGAGGAGGACUACGAAGCUAUUGCCAUGUCAACCAUGCAGACUGAGAUUUCCAAGAGCUCUUUGAAACAGACAACACAAAUUGCUUGAGAUUUGUUGAUUCCAAAGUAUUGCCUAAGUAGUAUGAACAGUAAUUGGUGCCCCCAACUAUGCUACUGAAUAUUACUACAGAUCAUUCUACCUAUGUGAAGCAAAACAUCUACUCAACGUCUUAAAUAAUUUCAUGAAUUUUAUAUUUUACCUAUUAAACAGGAGAUUCCUUACAACUUGCUCUUUCUGGUCUAUGUUCCAUAAUUGGUAACAUCUAUGCUACUUUUGAAGAAGACUUUGGUAAAAUAGUUCAAGGUCACGAACUUCACAGCAUGAACUUUAUAACUUCUCUUUAUGUCUUCUUGGUAACAUGGGGAAGGGCAUAUUUUAUAAUGUAUCCGAACUCUUUUCAAAUUAUAUUCUGUUAGCAUGCACUCUAUUUUCAAGACCUUUAGAUGUAUUAACAAAAUUAGUUCUCUGUAUUGAUAUCAUGGAAGAACUGAAGCUUAAGGUUUUAGUGUUCUUCUCAAGAUGAGAGGAAAAUUAAAGGACAGCUACCUCAUUCUGUUGCCACUUGCCUCCCAGUAGCAAAGAAAUGGAUGGGUAGUGUUGUUUCCCUUGGGCAGAUGAUAGUGAAGGAUAGAGGACUUGUAAAUAAGGAAGUCAUUGAUUUUGAGAAUCUAUUUCACAAAAAAAACUUUUCUUUUACAGGCUUGAUUUUACAAAUACACUCCCGUUAAGUAAAUCUGCAGCAGAUACUUUGAACCAAAAAAAAACUUGGUACGAUAACAAUGUUGUUUGUGGGUUCUUUUGACAAACUGUAUUAUUAUAAUGUCACCAUUGUCCAAUGUUAUAUAUUUGAUGCAUGUCAACGUUUGGAAAGAAGAACACCAUCAGUAUUAAUAAGCAUACUUUUCAAAAGUUACUUAUUAAGAAAUAUUUAUUAUUGCCAGAACAAACAAUUAAUUUAUGUUUAAAAUGAGUUUUUAAGAAAACUGAUACCCACUUUUGACAGUGAAAUACUGCCAAAUCAUUACACAGGUGAUGUUUAUUAAUUUAUAUUUACUUACUGUUACAUAAUGGGUUAUUUUGCAAUCUCAGCUUGGUCAAAAGUGCUUGAGCAAGUGUAUUUAAUUUCAUGCCUCAUGGGUAAAGUUGUGCAGAAAUUAGCAUUGU
Messenger RNA from Mobula hypostoma (lesser devil ray), 2652 nucleotides. It is a transcript of the gene npy1r, whose product is annotated as neuropeptide Y receptor Y1. Gene Ontology annotation, biological process: G protein-coupled receptor signaling pathway. Gene Ontology annotation, molecular function: neuropeptide Y receptor activity; neuropeptide binding. The coding region runs from base 421 to 1536 and encodes 371 amino acids. The record is from RefSeq and is a predicted model, not a curated record. The transcript is spliced from 4 exons. Gene Ontology annotation, cellular component: plasma membrane; neuron projection. Lineage: Eukaryota; Metazoa; Chordata; Chondrichthyes; Myliobatiformes; Myliobatidae.